AGCAGCAAAAAUGGCAUUACUCCGCCCUCCUCUCGCUGCCGCCGUCGCAGCUCUCCUGCUGCUCGCGGCCUCUGCGGCUGCAGCAGUAGCUGCUGGCACCGUCUUCCCGGGAGACCCUCCCCUGCAGCUGCGAGCUCAGGCGGCGCGGCGGCCUGCGAGCUCCGGCGGCGGCAGGUAUGCUGUGUCGGCCGCCGCCGCCGCCGCGGCCGGGAGGAACGAGACGGCGGCGGCGGCGGCCAAGCCGUUCACGGCUCGCUACUUCCCGCAGGAGCUGGACCACUUCACCUUCACGCCCAACUCGUCGGCGCUCUUCUACCAGAAGUACCUCGUCAACGACACCUUCUGGCGGAGGAGCUCCGGCGCCGGCGGCGACACGGCCGGGCCGAUCUUCGUGUACACCGGCAACGAGGGCGACAUCGAGUGGUUCGCCACCAACACCGGCUUCAUGUUCGACAUCGCGCCCAGGUUCGGCGCCAUGCUCGUCUUCAUCGAGCACCGGUUCUACGGCGAGUCGAAGCCGUUCGGCAACGACUCGAACAGCUCCGCCGAGAAGCUGGGGUACCUGACGUCGACGCAGGCGCUCGCCGACUUCGCCGUCCUCAUCACCAGCCUCAAGCAGAACCUCUCCGCCGUCGCCGCCCCCGUCGUCGUCUUCGGUGGCUCCUAUGGCGGCAUGUUGGCUUCAUGGUUCAGGCUAAAGUAUCCUCAUGUCACCAUUGGCGCUGUCGCCUCCUCUGCGCCAAUCCUGCAGUUUGACUACAUAACUUCAUGGAGUAGUUUCUACGAUGCCGUCUCGCAAGAUUACAAGUCUGAAAGCCUCAAUUGCUUCAGUGUUAUCAAGGCAGCUUGGGAUUUGAUGGAUGAGAGGGGAUCCACUGAUGCAGGGCUCUUACAGCUCAGCAAAAUCUUCAGAGCCUGCAAGACCGUGAAAUCGGUUUACUCGUUCAGAAACUGGUUGUGGACAGCAUUUGUGUACACAGCCAUGGUGGACUAUCCAACCCCGGCCAAUUUCCUCAUGAAUCUGCCUGCCUACCCUGUCAAGGAGAUGUGCAAGAUCAUCGACGGCUUCCCGGCAGGAGCCGACAUUGUCGACAAAGCUUUCGCAGCGGCGAGCCUGUACUACAAUUACACAGGAGACCAGACAUGCUUCGAGCUAGAGGAUGGAGGAGACCCCCAUGGCCUCAGUGGCUGGGGGUGGCAGGCCUGCACAGAGAUGGUCAUGCCGAUGACGAUCUCAAACGAGAGCAUGUUCCCUCCAUUCACCUUCACUUAUGAGGGCAAAUCUGAUGACUGUUUCCAGAGUUACGGUGUUCGUCCGAGGCCACACUGGAUCACUACUGAAUAUGGUGGAAAUAAAAUUGACCUGGUGCUGAAGAGGUUUGGUAGCAACAUCAUCUUCUCCAAUGGAAUGCGAGACCCGUGGAGUCGAGGCGGAGUUCUCAAGAACAUAUCAUCUAGCAUCUUUGCCCUUGUCACAGAGAAAGGAGCUCAUCAUUUGGACUUUAGAUCAGCAACCAAAGAUGAUCCAGAUUGGGUUGUAGAACAACGACGACAAGAAGUUGAGAUCAUACAGGGAUGGAUAGAUCAGUACAAUAAGGACAUUGCACAGAUGUCAAAGUGAGAAGAUGCAGUUGCUGUGACAAACAAGGGAGACAAACAUGAGACUGUCUACACAGUAAUCAAAUGCCUUUUGGCUCCAUGCUAUACUGUGUGUGUAGGAAUUUUCUUUCCUGUGCAGGUUGUUAGACAAACAAAAUUUAACUUAAGAUAACAUACAGUCCAAACUCAAUAAGUUAAAUAACUCAGAAUCAGAAACUGUGACACCCAAACAUUCUUACACAAUCAUGAAUAAGUGUACCAUUCAUUGUCAGUGUUUACACAGACUAUAUAUGCGUGUGUGUGUGUGUGCAGGAAUUUUCUUUCCUGCAGGUUGUUAGACAAACAAAAUUUAACUUAAGAUAACAUACAGUGCAAACUCAAUAAGUUAAAUGACUCAGAAUAAGAAAUUGUGACACCCAAACAUUCUUACACAGUCAUGAAUA
This is a messenger RNA of Oryza brachyantha (malo sina), 2042 nucleotides long. Its product is annotated as lysosomal Pro-X carboxypeptidase. Lineage: Eukaryota; Viridiplantae; Streptophyta; Magnoliopsida; Poales; Poaceae. Gene Ontology annotation, biological process: proteolysis. Gene Ontology annotation, molecular function: serine-type exopeptidase activity; dipeptidyl-peptidase activity. Bases 11 to 1621 code for a protein of 536 amino acids. The record is from RefSeq and is a predicted model, not a curated record. The transcript is spliced from 10 exons.